ACAACAACAACAACAACAAAAAACAGCUUAGGUAAGGUUUUGAAACAGCCGGUAGCUGGUUGACCAGUUCAACCAGCUCCAUACUCAACAUAGUUUGACCAUCUCGAGCUAUGUUUUGAAACAGCUGGUAACUGAAAUAGCUGAAUUCUACGCCAGGGUUAUCAAUUCACUGACACUUUAUUCGAUACCAGACCUUGUCUGGCUUGCUUCAACUUUGUAUUGUGUCUGCGUAAAACACGAAGAUUAAAAGUUACAUUGCACCCGUUCGUCGAAUUAGCUGCUUUGCCACCUCCAGUAGGCUAGUAUUGUGAUCACGUAGUUGUCUUCAUUCAUUACCGUUUGGACGCAGAUGAACAAUCAAUCAAUAGGGGCGUUGUAUACGUGAAAUUUUCAGAAGAUCACAAAAGGCACCAACAUCCCUAUUGGGCCACACCUCAGAUCUCAGUCAUCUUUACAGCUAACUGAUCUGCGUAGCUACAGAAUAAGCAUCCGAGUCACCACCAAAGAAAUACGAGUAGCCUUCGCUGCUUCUGAUUUGAUAAUCUGACCUCUUCCUCAUUCCUCAAAUAUAUUUAAUCAGCAUUUAAAAGUGAAACAUUUCUGGGGUUCUUCAGAAGGCUUACGUAUGGAUGGAAAUACUCACGUCCUCACUCAGGCUUCACAAGUUUGCUCCUCUCCGCAGGCACACAGUGGGCUCUGGCUGCUUCCCCAUCUGUGAAGUCUGGUCAAGCAGGGACCCUGACCAGUCCUGAAUCUGUUUAAGGUGGACCACUGUCUCCUCGGGAGCUUGGUGCCAGGGACUGGUUGGGUCGGGUCUGACACUAGAUGUUUGUUUGGGAUGUCUUUGGAUUCCCAUUCUGUUGCCCAAGCAGACAUGGCAUCACAGUCAGUGGGUGGAGGGUCCUUCCAAAUUGGACGUCUAGAUCGAAGACGUGCGGGUGGUGGGUUGUAGAUGUCGGCAUGGAUUGGUUUGAAAGACAUCAGCUGGUUCUACAUGGAGAAAAAAAUGUUAUUGAAAUGGACAUUAUGCAUUACAGUCAUCUUUGUAUUAACGACUGCCAUGUGGAUGAAUCGUAAGAAUUUCAGCUUAAGCCUUUAUGUACAUGAUGACACAAUUAUCCAUAAUGAUGACAGUCCAAUACACUCAAGCCAGACAACUAUAACCCCAAUUAAGAACGCAAAACAGACAACUGUAACCCCAGUUAGGAACUCAAAACAGAAAACUAUAACCCCAGUUAAGAACUCAAAACAUUUAAUGGUUUCUGCCUUCAAAGACCACAGGGUAAAUGGAGCAACUCGGAUCAUUAGCAUCUUAAACAGAGACCACCUGCAGCCACUGUUUUGUAUUUUCUGUUGUGGAAACAAUUAUUCCACUCCAGCAGAAAUAGAUAUGCACAGUGACAAUUUAGGAUUUUCAUAUGCGACUACUGAUGUGCUGUGUAAAAAUAAACCAAACUGCGAUGCCACACAUGUCACACUCUCUCUCCUGCCAGACAAGGUGGACAGCAACAUAGACUUCCUACCAAUACAGAACCAGAAAUGGCAAGAGGAAGCCUUCCCAUAUGAAUUUACAGUUUGCAUCUCCAACCUAUUUGCAAGCUAUAACAAUGUCCUUCAGUUUGUACAGGCUAUGGAAGUGUACAGGCUCCUGGGUAUUCAGAGAGUGGUUAUCUACAACACCAGCUGUGGUCCAGACCUUGAGAAGGUGCUGCAUUACUACAGUGAGGAGGGCAUGCUGGAAAUUGUACAAUGGCCAAUAGACCAAUUCCUCAACCCCUCCAAAGGCUGGAACUUCAAAAAGCACGGGGGGGACAUGCAAUACUAUGGUCAACUGACUACUCUUAAUGAGUGCAUCUACAGAAACAUGUACAGGUCCCGGUAUGUGCUGCUGAAUGACAUGGAUGAGAUCAUUAUGCCUUACCAACACGCAAACCUACAUCUGCUCCUGGAAGACCUCCAACACCAACACCCAAAUGUGGCCGUUUUUCUCAUUGAGAACCACAUCUUCCCGAAAACCCAGUUUGAUGAGAGCGGCCGGUUCAACCGCACAGAGUGGAAGAAGGUGCCAGGGAUCAACAUCCUGGAACAUGUCUACAGAGAGCCAGACAGGAAGCACAUUUUUAAUCCUACCAAGAUACUUGCCAAUCCCAGGCAGGUGGUGCAGACGUCUGUGCACUCAGUCCUAAAGAAUUAUGGAGGUACUUAUAGGGUACCGCCAGAUGUGUGCAGAAUUGUGCACGUCAGAGGGCCCCUACAAGGGAGCCUCACCAAGGAACAACUGUUUGUGGACAAAAAGCUUUGGGAAUUUGAAAAGGCCCUCCUGCUGAAUGUUGAUAAUGUAUUGAAGAAAUCUGGGAUCUUCAAUUGAAGUGCCUACAGGGUUUUAGUUUUAUUUUCUGUAAAUGUGAAGUUUUAAUUCUCUGCCCUUUUAAUGAGUGAGUGCCAAGCGAGUGCCAAGAUUGUUCCUAUAGCAUUUGGGUGAAUGGGAAGGAAUGAAACAUGAAUUAAUAUUUAUUUAUUUGUCUGGAGUGUCUGAGUGUUUCCACUUCUAUUUAUACAAAAAUUUGGAGAUUAAUGAUUUUAGCACAUUCUUCUGUUGAUGUUUUUGUAGAGCAAUCCAUUCUGAAUUUAUUGAUAUGCUUUUGAGUAUUCCACUUGCACGAAUGUAUCGAUUGUCCAUCAGCUCACACUUUUAUGCAGAAAGAAUUCCUAUCUUGUGGCUGAUGAAAGCAUUCAUACCUCAUGUUACGACAGAAUGUUAACUAAUUUUAAGAAUGUCAAACUACAUUCUUACAAUGGACCAGUUUGUUGGUUGGGUGAUUUUGGUAUUUCUAGUCUUGAAUCUUUUCUAAAAAUAUUUAUAUGUGACCAAAUGAAAGUCCAAUAUGAAAAUCAUUAACAGAAAAUAGUGCAUUGACUGUAAUGCCACUGGUUGUUAGUGUCUUUUUUAGACCAUUGUAUAAUUUUUUUGAUCAUUUGGUAGUUUUCAUCCAUUUUGUGAAUGAAAUGAACAGACAAGUUGCAUGUUGGUGCAGAGAGUUGUAUAGCAAUUAUAAAAAACCGUAAUCAUAGCAACACAAUUCUGCGUACAAAGUGGGGGGAAAAAAUCCUGAACUGCAGUGAAAGACACUGUCCUCUAUCCCCCACACACACACACACUCCCCACCUCUAAGAUGAGAAACAAGGCCACCUCUCUGAAGGAGUACUUGUUGUCUGCCAUUCCACUCCACCUCCUCCCACUGCUUGAUCUCUAUUCUAACAUCUGACUGCUCCAUGUUGCUGCUAUGUUGUUGCAGGUGGAUACACAUCCUUACUCCUGCUCUUAACACUAUGUAAAAUCAAUCAUCAUUCAUUUGACCACCAGCUCAAAUGUGCAUGUCAAAAAAGGUUGAAAACCCCUGUGACAAAAGAUGGUGAUACAAUAUUACAUUCAAUGAUAAUGUGGUAAAAUUGAUCCUGUUCCAAAGUCAUUGGUAUCAAUCGAUUUAUUUAUCCUAAAAUAUUCAUGAUCUAAACAUGGAAUGCUGUUACAAGUAAUCUGUUUCCAUAAAACUAUGCUUUCAGAGUAAUGUUACACUUAUAAUUUUUAGUAGUUGGUACAUUGGUAGUUAGAUGCAUUUCAAUGAAUGAAAAAACAGUAUUUUCAAAUGUAAUGUGUGUAUUUCAUUUUGAAAUGCUAAUACUUUUAAUGUUAAGUUCAGUCAUUGUGAACAAUAGAAGCAAAGUUUUUUUUUCAAGCAAUUGAAAAAAGUGAUCACAAUUUUGAUUAUCUGUUUUGAGUUUUGGGUCUACAGUUUUUAAAAAUGAACUCAAGGUUCUGAAAUUUGAGUCAAGGUGAUUGUAAAAAAUAAAAUAAAAUAAAAACUGUAAAUGCGCCGAUUCA
Messenger RNA from Conger conger (European conger), 3883 nucleotides. RefSeq names its product beta-1,4-galactosyltransferase galt-1-like. The transcript has 3 exons. NCBI's taxonomy places the organism in Eukaryota, Metazoa, Chordata, Actinopteri, Anguilliformes, Congridae. The record is from RefSeq and is a predicted model, not a curated record. Bases 953 to 2368 code for a protein of 471 amino acids.